Amphimedon queenslandica is the source of this 1735-nucleotide messenger RNA. RefSeq lists its product as uncharacterized. The transcript is spliced from 3 exons. The record is from RefSeq and is a predicted model, not a curated record. The coding region runs from base 708 to 1625 and encodes 305 amino acids. NCBI's taxonomy places the organism in Eukaryota, Metazoa, Porifera, Demospongiae, Haplosclerida, Niphatidae.
AUGAAGAAGCACUAAGAAAUGGCAAAGAAUCAAUUGAUGGUAAAAGAGAAAUAAUAAAUAAAAUUCUUCAUCAACAUAAGACUUGUGAUAUUGUGGGACAUGAAGGUAGGAUAUAUCUGUAUGAGGUAGAUGGACGCAAAGCUCGUGAUAAAGCCUUUGAAAAUCUACAGCCAGGUUCAGACCUAUAUAAGAUAGCUCAAGCAUUAGAAGAUAAUGCAUAUCAAAUCAAAGUUCCAUUGAAGUGGUAUUGCUUUGGUGUCCUUCUCCAUGAUGUUGCUAAGGAAGGUUGUGGUGUUUUGAGCUUAUCUUACUGUCAAGAGCUUGGCCAACAAUUAAAAGUUAAUUUGUCGCCUAAAGAAUCGUUAAGUGCUAUCAAGUUUCUGAGUUUUCUUAAUAGAUUGCUCUUUUACCCUGAUUCAACUGCUGCAUGUGAUCUUGUUUUUGUUAAUAUAGAGAGUCUCAUUAACAUUCUUAGAGAUUUACUGGUGUUUGUCUAUGAUGCUCAUUCUGAUGCAAAAUAUCUACUUCCUGAUCAAAAAGCACUCGUGUGUAAAGGUCAUCUCUCUAUUGAAAUCCUUAGAAAGGCGUCAAAAAGUUGUAAUAAAAUAUCACAGGCAUUUCCUAAUUUUGAUAAAAAGUUACUUGGCCUUUUCGAAUACCUUUUGAUUGCUGCACAGCUAGAUCUACUUGAGAAAGAUACUUUCUUCAUGCCAGCUCUUCUACCUAUAAGGGAUUUGUCUAACAUCAACCCCUACCCUAGCACAACACCUCUUUUGUUGUAUUUUGAGAGUGCUAUUCCAAUGGGUCUCUUUUGUGCAGUCAUUGUUCAUCUUCUCUCUCACACUAAGUCUCCCUGGAAGGUUGUUGAAGAGUCAAACUUUUCUAACUUUUUCAGCCUAAGCCGACCAGGCUAUCUUGAGGGCAGGCUUAUUCUUGUGGAGCAACUUGACUGUAUUGCACUUUAUUGCAAAUCAGCUAACGAUUAUAUUCCAGCAAGAGAUGCUGUAGAAGAAGCAGUUGAUGUAGCAAUGUCAAAGCAUAAACUUAGUAUGUGUGAGAAGCCAAAACAAGGAUUUUACUGUCCCUGUGGUAAAGGAAGGCAUGCAGCUCAAGUUAUAUGGCUUAUACCACAACAACGUUACAUUUUGAGUUGUACCAUUGAUGAGGAAUCUCAAGAUAUUCCUAAUGACUGCUGGAAAUGGCUAAGAAAACAAAAACAUGAUGAGCUACAGCAUUUACCUGAAAUUCUUGACACAAAAAUUGCAUCUAAAGUUCUUUUAGAUAAAUCAGAAGAAAUUAGAAACUAUUUUGCUCGAGAUUUUUCGCAAAUUGCAGAGAAACUGCUUCAGAAGGAGGUGAUCACUGUAUCAGAGAAAAAUAGUAUAACUGAUCGAAAUACUGGACAAAGCGAGUAUCAACGAAUGGAUGAUUUACUGAAACUUGUAAGAGAUUCAGUGGGGGUUGAAGCUUCUAUUUUUUCAAUUUUUGUUGAAAUCCUUAAAGAAAAAGGGACUUUAGCUGCUAAGAAGCUCGCUGAAGGACUAACAAAAAGAUAUGACGAACUGUCAUCUGAUGCUAUUCUGGAGCCUUCUUCAAAAAGAGCCAAACGCUGUGAACAGGAUUAGUUUAUUUAUUGACAUAAUUUUUGAAAUAUACUGUUUUAGCAAUGACAGUGUGUGCACAGUUUUGUGUUACCAUGAUGAUCAUCAUUUCAGGGCAUCCCUGGCAUCAGAAA